AAGCUCUCCCCUACCAAUCUAUCCCCUGGCAGGAUGAGUUUCUCAGUCACAUUCACUGAGCUGGCCAACAUUGCCAUACCUCAGUGUGGGGUGGUGAACUUCAAGGCCCUGCAUCUCCUGCUCCAGGGCAUCCUGGAACAUAUCGAAAUGGCUGAGCUUAAGAAGGUCCUUUCAGGGGAUGAGGAUUUCCUCCAAACUUCACAUGUGAUAUUCAUGCCCAGGGAGGGAGACGCCCAGCCCAUCCUCAACCCCAUGAAGCGGCUCAGCAAUAUCUUCGACCAUGUGGUAGACCACAUCAACAAAAUAGAGAGUCAAAUGUCCAUGCUGCAGUCUAUGCCCUCCACCACCCAGCUGCUGGAGAGCAGUAAGGGGGCCAGCCGGCCCGCAGAGGACCUGUGGAAUAUGAUCAAGCUCCAGAAGAGGGUAGAGGGCAACGAGGAAGCCACAGCAAAGUCCAUGAAGAUCCUGCAGGAUUUGCUCACUGACCUUCAUGCACUCAAGAUCACCAUCGAAACUCUCCAGAAGGAUGUGGAUGUAAUAAAGUAUAUAUUUGAAAAGGUAAAUCCAGAAAGAGUGGAUCUCGUCUGUGAAGACUUGAAAACACAGAACCGGAAGAUGGGCGCCCUGCAGCGGGAAGUGGUUACUCUCCAGAACAAGAUACACGCAGUCCCCAAACCUGAGGACAUAGUGCUCUGGAGUAGCCUUCAUGAGGCCAUGUUCACUUCAGUACCUGCAAGGCUGGAUCUGGACAUGUCCAAUAUGCUACAGGCCAUGGCACCUCCUCCAGAGGCUACCUUUGCCCAGUUUGAGGAUGCUGGCCAUGCCCAUGUCUCACAGUCUAUCCAUAGCACCAUUCCCUUGCAGACUAUGGUGCAUUUUGAAGCCCCAGGAGUCCUGUCAGAGGAUGAAUCUGUUCAGGCCAUUGAGUUCAUCGGCUCCCAGGGGCUAGAGCAGGCUCAGGCUUCCAUGUCUGAAUUAGGGUUUGGGUCUGCAUUUGGGCCUGGGCAUGUACCAGGGCCUGAUGUGAGACCUUGUUUCAUGCCAGCCCCUUGGCCUACACUUGGACCUGCCCCAGGUGUAAGGCCCCCACCACCAAGAGGCUGUCCUGGGCCAGGAGGCUGGCCUGGAGCCACUUGGCCUACGUGGGAUUUGGGUGCCUUCCAGGCUGUCGUAGGUCCCUUAGGCCCUGAGGGUCAAAUGUACAGGGCCCUUCCCCCAGCCAUGGAAUUUGGAUCAUCAUGGCCUCAUCCAUUGCAGCACCACCCUCCUAAACCGGGGUCCCAACUACUCUCAGUUCUUGAAGAAACAGGGGAUGAAUAUUAUACUGACUCUCAGGAAGGGACCUCCAAGGAUGGGGCUCCCCAUGAUGAAGCUCCCAAGGACAUGACCCACAGAGAUAAGGCCUAUAAAGAUAAGGCCUUAGAAGCCCACUCUAAGGGUUCCCGGCCUGCCCUAAAGAAGCUGAAAGACACUGUUACUAUAGCUGCAGCUGCUGCUGCAGCCUAUGCAGCUGCUGCAAACUCAGCAGCCCAGGCUGCUCUCAAGGCAGUCAAAGAUGCCCCUGCCAGCAAAAUGGCUGCCAUGGCAACAACUACUGCAGCAUCAGGACCCUUAGGGGCCUUUUCAGAUGUCCUGGGUGCAGCGUCUAGCCGUGGAGCCACCAACUUCAUGCCCUUCAGUGAUGAUGGUGAGGAUGUGGAAGAUUUGCCUAUAGACUCUGAAGAGUUCUCUCCGCCAGUCUUUCCUCCCAUUACACCAAAGACAGCCCUGUCUCAAGCCAUGCUGGCUGCCAUGCAGGCUGUGAGUACUGAAGACAAGAAGAAGGCUGUUCAGUACUCCAUGAGCCAUAUAGCCCAGAUACCUGUCAGACAUAACUCUCUGAAAGAAGAACUUACCCAUCUGUCAACCAACCUGCAGCAGCGCUUGACUUACCUAGCUAACAAGGGAAGCGCCGUUAAACUUGGCAAUACAAUGAACGUACUAGAGGAAAAGAUUGGUAACCUCCAGAAAGCCAGGCUACAGGAAGAAGAACUUGAGAGAGUUUGGGGCCACCAGAUAGAGUUGAUGAAGAAUCACUACAUGGUGCUGGACAGGACAGUGGAAAAGCUCCAGAUUCAAAUGGAUAAUUUCAAGACUCUCCAGGCUGAAAUCAAAAGGCUGGAAAUUAACAAGGUGGAUAAAACCAAGAUUGAUCAGGAGCUGAGAGAAAAAGCUGACAAGGGUGCAGUGGCAAGCAAGGCAAACCGGACCGACCUGGAGGCUGUGGCAACAGAGCUAAACGAGAUGGUUCAGAGCAUGUUCUUGAAGAUCACGACCCAUGAGAAUGACUGGAAGAAAUCUCUAAAGCAUAUCAGGAAGGACUUGAACACCAAGCUAGUUCACAGUGAUCUGCUUGGCCUGAAGAAGGAUGUGGAAGAGGUCUGGAAGGCAGUCAGGAAGCUUCAGCUAAAGGGCCUGCGGUUUGAUCCUGACAGCGCAGCGGGCUUUAGGAAGAAACUGUUUGAACGGGUGAAGUGCAUCUCCUGUGAACGGCCCGUGGAGAUGAUGAGCAGUCCACAGCUGAUCACCAUCCGUAAUAUGCAGGUGCUGUCUCAGAUGUGGCCAGCCAGCGCCAACAGCUUUGAGUACCUGCAGCGGCAGCUGAUGAGAGAACAACAGCAGAGGCUGCAUUUCCAGAAUCUUGGAGUCCAGGAAGGAGGCCUGGGCUUCCAGAAGGACUGGGGUGAUGGGCCCCAAAAUGACACCACCUUCAAGCACAAGUCAUAUGAUCUGUUGACAUUCUACCCUUAUGGGGACCCUACACUGAUGGACUAUGACACUGCUAAAGUGGACAUCCUAGGAGUGGAUGGGAUCCUGUACAAAGGCCGAAUGAGCAGGCAGUUUGGAGCUCAGACCGGGGAGAAGGACCAAGCAGCUGUGAAGGUUUCCUGUCCCUCUACUCAAAACCCGAGUGAUCGUGUGUGCCAAGGUUCCUUAUUCAGUGCUGGAUAUCCCUCCUUGGGCCCCUGCACCAGCAUCAGCUCUGCCACCUCUCAACAUUUUGCCACAACGCUGGUUCGGCCACCAUCCUUGCCACAAGUGCCUCAGCUGCCACCACUGAUCCCACUCCCAAGGGACUCCCAGGAAGCGCCAGGACCCACCAGGCACUCGAGAUCUCUGCAGCUUGAAUCCCGAGCCAGCAUGCAGGUUGAAGAGAAGCCCACCAACCCGUGGGCCCCAAACCUGUGACCCUACUACCAUGGGGUCCCCUUCACUCCGCGGAAAAGUCCUAGGGCCCUGGAUCAGAUCCAGGGAAGGGUAUAUGGGCCCUGGAUAUAGGGGAAAGGGUCUGCAUAGGGGACCCAUGUUGACCCAUGUUUAUGUAUCUAAAAUACAAACUACACUAUCCCUCUUAGCCAGCAUUUUCAUGGAGAACACAGCUUUCGAGUGAAGUUUUUCACAGAGCCAAGUGAAUUUCUUGAGCAAUUUCCCAACAGCACAAAGCAGUUUUAAAACAAUACCUUUCAGCCAGGCUGGUGGUGCACGCCUUUAAUCCCAGCACUUGGGAGGCAGAGGCAGGCAGAUCU
Messenger RNA from Nannospalax galili (Upper Galilee mountains blind mole rat), 3566 nucleotides. RefSeq names its product chromosome unknown C16orf96 homolog (gene CUNH16orf96). The record is from RefSeq and is a predicted model, not a curated record. The transcript has 16 exons. Bases 34 to 3228 code for a protein of 1064 amino acids. NCBI's taxonomy places the organism in Eukaryota, Metazoa, Chordata, Mammalia, Rodentia, Spalacidae.